CCCAGGCGGAGUGCGCGCUGUUGCCUUCCUUCUCCCUAUGAGCCGGGCGGCCGCGGCUGGGGACUGCUGCAGGGGAGCGCCUGGCGCAGCCGCCGCUGUCCAUGGAGGAGGAAGCCGGCACCGAGAAGGAACCCCUGCUGCCUGCCCGGACAGCGGCCCGCGGCCACCCGCCCAGGGGAACCUUCGGGGCCGGCGACUGCCCCGAUCCCGCGGCCUUCUGCGCCGUCCAGGAUGCUGCUGGAGCUGACCAUGAUCUUUACAUAAACCAAGCUGUAGUAUUUAUUGAAGAUGCAAUACAGUAUCGUUCCAUAAACCACCGAGUGGACUCCAAAUCCCUGUGGCUUUAUCGAUGGUAUUAUUCAAAAAUUUGCCAGUGGGUUUUGAGUUUCACCAUUACUCUAAUCCUGGCUCUGGCUUUCAUUGAAACGCCUUCUUCGCUCACAGUCACGUCCGAUAUACGAUAUCGCGGCACAGCCUGGGAGCCUCCUUGUGGCCUGACUGAAAGUAUAGAGCUGUUUUGUUUCCUCGUCUUUAUAGCUGACGUCUCUGUGAAGAGUUAUUUAAUUGGUUGGGAAGAAUUUCAGAAAACGAAAUGGCUGCUGGCUUAUAUCCUGACACUGGUUGUUUCCCUUAUCGACUGGACUGUGUCACUGAGCUUUUCUUGUACAGAGACUGUGAGAAUAAGACGAAUUCUCCGGCCUUUCUUUCUCCUUCAGAACUCCUCUAUGAUGAAAAAGACAUUAAAAUGCAUCAACAGCACUCUGCCAGAAAUGGCAAGUGUUGUUCUGCUGCUAGCUGUUCAUUUGUGUCUCUUCACCAUGUUUGGCAUGCUGCUGUUUGCUCGAUCAAAGGAUAAGCAGCAAGACAAGGAAUGGGUGGGAUAUUUUCACAAUUUGCCAGAUUCACUGACUUCACUGCUGGUGCUGCUGACUACUGCAAAUAACCCUGAUGUGAUGAUUCCUGCAUAUUCUAAGAAUCGAGCCUAUUCUAUCUUCUUCAUACUCUUCACUGUGUUGGGAAACCUGUUUCUGAUGAACUUGCUGACAGCAAUAAUAUACAAUCAGUUUCGAGGAUACCUUCUGAAAUCGGUUCAGUCCUCGCUCUUGAGGAGACGUUUAGGAAUCCGGGCUGCAUUCGAAGUGCUGUGCUCCCUGAAGGAGAGUCCUGUCAGUACAAAUGAAUUGUGUGUCAGUGCUAAUACCUUACUACAAGUGCUUCAAAAAGUUGAAAUGGAUUCUUGCUGCAAGCAAGCCAUCUUGAGGACAGUUCGGUCAUGCCCUCAUGGCAUACUGUCAGCUGCCCUGUUUCAGAAACUCUUUGAUGAACUUGACAAAGAUCCUGUUAAACAGCAUCCUCCCAAACCAGAGUACCAGUCUCCUUUUCUGCAGAAAGUGCAGUUUGCUUUUGGCCAUCACUUCUUUGGCUACUUAGGGAACGUAGUAGCACUAGCAAACAUCAUUUCUAUAUGUGUCAUCUUGGUAAUGGAUGCAGAUAAGCAGCUUUCUGAACGGGAUGACUACUUCUUGGGGGCUAUAAAUUGUUUUUUUAUCCUGUACUAUCUGCUGGAAAUGCUGCUGAAAAUACUGGCAAUGGGAUUUAAAAGAUACUUAUCGUACCCAAGCAAUAGAUUUGAUGGACUUCUGACUGUAAUUCUGCUGGUUUUGGAGGUCUCAACUUUUGCUGUGUAUGGAUUUCCUCAUCCAGGCUGGAGACCCGAAAUGAUGGGGUUGCUGUCUCUGUGGGAUAUGGUGCGCCUGGUGAAUAUGCUAAUUGUAUUCAGAUUUCUGCGGAUUAUCCCUAAUAUGAAGUUCAUGGCUUUGGUUGCCAGUACAUUGCUGGAUCUGGUGAAAAACUUAAGAGCCUUUGCAGGGCUGCUGGUGGUGGUUUUCUAUGCGUUUGCUAUAACUGGCAUAGUGCUAUUUAAAGGUGCUGUUGUUCCUAUGGGAAAUACUAGUGUUGUCAAUACAACAUCUGGUAACAGCACCUUGCAGUGUGGCACCUAUGAGCAGUUGGAGUAUUGGCCAAACAACUUUGAUGACUUUGCUGCUGCGGUAGUAACUCUCUGGGAUGUCAUGGUGGUGAACAAUUGGCAAGUUUUCCUGGAUGCAUUUUCAAGAUAUUCAAGUCCGUGGUCAAAGGUCUUUUUUGUAGCCUGGUGGCUAAUUUCCUCUGUCAUCUGGGUCAAUUUGUUCGUAGCCUUACUUCUGGAGAACUUUAUUCACAAGUGGGACCGUCACUCCCAUCGGCAGUCUCUCUCAGAAAUUGAAUACCAGACAACAGUGGAAUUAAUGUUCAGGGAUGUUUUGGAAGAACCUACAGAGGAAGAGCUGAUGCAAAAACUGCACCAGCAUCCACACCUGCAACUGUGUAGAUGACAGAUUGGUGGGAGGACCAAUUUAGUCACGCCUUUUUUGCAAUAAGAUUGUCAGCUGGAGGACUGAUAUUGCAGUGAAACGGAAUGGAUUUUCUGUAAAGUGCUAUUAACCUGAAAGCGUACAGGAAAGCAUGUAACAUUGUAGUUGGCAUUUUGAUUUGACUCUUGAACACCACCUACAAUGCAGAGCACUCUGCAGGGAGAACUUUUUUUUUUUUAUUUUAUUUUUAAUCGGCUCCUUUUAAAAAAAAAUAUUUAAAUUCUUCUAAUUUGACUUGAUUUUAGAGUCUUUUAUGGGAAUAUGCAGCUGUUAUUUUUAUUAAGUGUCAGGACAAGGAGUUGUAGACCAUUUUAUUUGAUUUUUUUUUUUAAGAAGGAAGAGAGUAUUAAAAUGACAGUGCACUUUAAUGCAAACACUUAUAACCACUAUGCCUGCUGCUUUUUUGCACCAUAAAUAAUGGAACUGCCUAUUUUGGCAUUCAGUGUGUGCCAAGGACAGUGCCUUGAAAUUCUUGAAUGAAUUAGGCAGUUAUGCUCUAGAUUCUCAACCUUUUUGUAAUAAGGGAAAUUGAAACACUGUUUGUAUUGAAAUAUGAUGCCAGCAUUCUUUUGUUUACUAAAUGUUCAUAAUUAUACAAUCCUGUUCAAAAGUUCAGGUCGAAGGUGGAGAUAGUCUGUAUCAGUUUCCUUUUUUUGGCCAGUGUUAAGGGCUGUGCUCAUGUUGUGGUUGCAUUAUAUUGAUAACAUUAUCAAGAUCAGUAUAAUUUUGGAUGGAACAAUCAUGCCCUUGGUUUACAAUCUGGAAUAAUUAAGCUCUACUUUGGAGAAAAUAUCCUCAUGUUGCUUUGAAACUGAGCUCUUCCUUUUUGCAUUCUGACAAGUCUUGUUUUCCCUGCGUUCAUACUGAGCCAGAGUUUGUUUACCUUUGCAAUAAUUUUAGUGGAAACCCAGUGUAAAAUAGAGUUAUGUAUCCAUCUUGGGUGGAUGGGGAACAGGCAAUCAUGUUCAGGCUUCCCCUUAUAAACUAUACCUGUAUAUAAUAAAUUGAUUUUUAAUUCA
This is a messenger RNA of Malaclemys terrapin pileata, 3433 nucleotides long. It is a transcript of the gene TPCN2, whose product is annotated as two pore segment channel 2. The record is from RefSeq and is a predicted model, not a curated record. The transcript is spliced from 25 exons. Gene Ontology annotation, molecular function: monoatomic ion channel activity; voltage-gated channel activity. Gene Ontology annotation, cellular component: lysosomal membrane. Bases 102 to 2375 code for a protein of 757 amino acids. Lineage: Eukaryota; Metazoa; Chordata; Testudines; Emydidae. Gene Ontology annotation, biological process: monoatomic ion transport; transmembrane transport.